AACAGGGUUGGACAGUGAGGAGAUUUCGAGGAUAAAAGUGGAUACAUCAUUUAUUUUUCUAUUGCAGAGCAAGCAUGACUAUUUCCCCCUGCGACAUAUUCUUCCUCAGUGGUUAAUUCCGACUAACGCCGCCCGUGCUAGUAAUGAAGGCUUGUCCUGGUGAGAAAAUCGAGUGUCAAACGGGAAGUGGGCUUCUGCGGUUCUUUGACAGAAAUGGCAGACGAGGCUCUGUUUGAAUUCCUCCACAUGGAGAUCGUAUCGCAUAUUUACAAAGAGCAGCAGUCCACUAAACCGGAGCUGGACAACAAGGACCGAGCCGUGUGUGUUUCAGUCCUGGAGGGCAUGGGCUUCAGGGUGGGUCAAGGACUCAUCGAAAGAUUAACCAGGGACUCACCCAGCUUUAAGGACGAGCUGGACAUCAUGAAGUUUAUCUGUAAAGACUUCUGGACAAAAGUCUUCAGGAGGCAGAUCGACAAUCUCAGGACGAACCAUCAGGGCACCUAUGUUCUGCAGGACAACAAAUUUGCUCUGCUGACUCAGAUUUCCAGUGGAAAACAGUACCUGGAUCAGGCUCCAAAGUACCUUGCUUUUUCCUGUGGUGUGGUGAGAGGAGCUCUCUCGAACCUCGGUCUGGACAGUGUGGUGACAGCAGAGGUCUCUGUCAUGCCCUCGUGUAAAUUUCAGGUGGUCAUCCAGAAGUUGUGACGUGACCCUCGGACUCUGGUCCUGAUGAGCACUGAAACAAGAGAAAGAAGUUCCUGUUUACCAGCCGAGCCUCGCAGAGGGAGUGAGCCAUCAGCCUGAUUCAGAUCGAGUGGUUAAACUGGGAUUCCUCAGACUCUGCUGACCAGCGAGCAGCCCUGACCGGCAGAACCAGGCCGCCACGCCGUCUCUCUUGCUCGGUAUUCUGAUACAACAAAAUGUUUUUAUUGUAGUUUUGGUGAUGAAUAACGUAUAAAGUUCUUGUUUUCAUUUUGAAUAAGUGGAGCCAGACUGCGAUCAACCUCACCUGGCUUUGCUCUGAUAGAAAUCACUGAGCUGGCCAUGGAUACAACUUGAGAAUGUGAAUGUUUAGUCAAUCAUGUGGUCUAUUAUUAUUUUUUUCUUUUUUUUUUAAAUGCGUUGCAAUGUUUAGUUCACAAUACGAUGAGUCUUAGUGCAAAAACAAGAACCAGAACUGAAUAGAUUCUGCUCAUUGUUUCACUUUUUGCUCUGAUCAAUGUUUUUAACAUUGAUAAUGUGAGACGCAGCUUUGGGAGAUCUUUCAGGAAUCAACAUGUCAGGUUCUUUAUUUAACUUUUUCUAUUUCUGUAAACACACAAAGACCUUGUGUCCAGCAGUUGGUGCUUCGUUCUGAAGUCUAACAGUGUUUCCUAAAUUCUGGUGGUAAUGAAACAACAUUUUAAACCUAGAUGAAGUGUUUUCACAGUGUGGAGGAUGUGACACACACACACACACACACACACACACACACACACACACACACACACACACACACACACACACACACACACACACACACACAACAUCCUGAUGUUUAUCACAUGUAGGAGACAGUGUUACUCUCCUGUGCUUAAAGUUUCUCCUCCACUUAUUUCUCAAUAUUUAAAAUGAAAUCAUGCUGGGAAAAGGCAUUUUGAACAAACUCCAGCUCUGAGCAGAAACAUUUCUUUACAGCAUUAUAAAUUAAAAUUAACCACUGAAAAUAGAUCUUGGUUUUUCUCACCAUGGUGUACAUUUGACCUCUUUCGUGCGUCAUUUAUUUAUAUUUAGCUUCAGUUUAUGUUGUAAGACUGAGAUCUUCACUCGAAUUUCUGGUUUACAUUACUUAUCGGGUAGCCGGCAGUGUUUAAAAGUCUCCUCUCCACUGAGACGUAGAGCUGCCAGGCUGUAAAUAUGUGCAGUUUGUGUUAUUUAUUUAGCUUUUCUCACAUCUGAACUGAAAAAAAAGAUUGACAUGAACGCCACAGCUUCUUUGUGCCACUAGAGGGAGACAUAAAGCUGUUACUGGGUUCAUGUCUUGUUUCAAUAGUUUGUAGCAGCUUUACAUUGUUGCCAACUGUGUCUAAUCUACAUUUUCUUUUUACGUUUUUGUGUAACUGUGGUCCCACAGUGCUGUAAGUUAAGGCUGUUUCAUGACUCAAAUCAGCAGCGCAGUUUCUGAAUCUCUUGUGUCUUCAGACACAACCUCUAUUACGGUAGUUGUCAGUAACAAAAGUGAAUUUUCGAUAUAUGGUGGUUCAGGAAAUGAUGGAGUCAUCAUUCAACCCAUUUCGGGGAACUUCCUCAUUUUUUUCCUUCUCGUUUCUUCCAAGGAAAUGACGAGUUAUCAACUGUCACAGAAGACAUGAACCUUUUUUUUUUACAUCGCAAUAAAAUAGGUGCUGUUUGAAUAGAGUUUUCAGAAUCUGAAAAACUGAUGUUUUACCCGUUUUCCUUUAAAAAGCUCCUCUGAUUCCUAUUGAGGGCAGAAUAUGAUAAGCUGACCAUGACACCAAAUCUAUUUCCUUAUUCACUUCAAAUAACCGGGAUUCAGUUUUAUCAAGAAACGUGAAAAGGUUUUUUUAUGGUUCUGUAAAGAACAGAAAUAUGUCAAUAUUCUCCUUACAGUGUCUGUCUUCCUCACGUCACCUCAUCUCUGCUCCAUUACUGUUCCUGAGUGCACUGUGUUUGUGUCUGUUUGUGUGUGUGUGUGUGUGUGUGUUUGUGAGUCAGAGAGGUGUGUGUGUGUGUGUGUGUGGCAGCACGUGGAUGUGGUUCCUCCCGGUUUAGUUUCGGUCUCUGUGCUGAUGCAGCUCUCUUGGUUGAGCUCCAGUGUUUCACUGCCAUCACUGUAAGACGUUUACACAAUAAAGUUAUU
This is a messenger RNA of Salarias fasciatus (jewelled blenny), 2860 nucleotides long. RefSeq names its product trafficking protein particle complex subunit 6B, like (gene trappc6bl). The transcript has 7 exons. Lineage: Eukaryota; Metazoa; Chordata; Actinopteri; Blenniiformes; Blenniidae. Gene Ontology annotation, biological process: regulation of GTPase activity; endoplasmic reticulum to Golgi vesicle-mediated transport. The record is from RefSeq and is a predicted model, not a curated record. Bases 214 to 705 code for a protein of 163 amino acids. Gene Ontology annotation, cellular component: trans-Golgi network; TRAPP complex; cis-Golgi network.